AUGCUCUCAUGGUUCACCGAUCAUCUGUUGAAAACCAAAUCUUCGUUUUCUUUCGUCAUCCUUGUCCUUCUCAUCGCCAAUCAGCUUCACGCUAUUCAUUCGGCUACAAUUCCCUAUGGCCGUGGUCGAUUGCUCGACAACCUGUCGAAUUCCACUAAUCUACAAAGUUUCUAUAACGUCUCCUCAGCUUCGACCCGACCCUCCCAUCGAUAUCUCUCCUCGCAUCAUACCUCGACGGGUAUACCACAAAAGGACACGGACUCCGUUUUACUCGACGAAUGUAUGAGCCGGCCUCUAAGCCCCAAGCUAUGGAUGGAAAUGGGCAUGAACGAAUUCUUACGUGACUACAGGAAUGGCGAGAAUCUAAAUCUACUGCAGUUAGCCAAUCAAGUAAACCUGACCAAUUUUGACUGCGGAAUAGAGAAAUUGUGCUAUGCGGAUCAGCUUUGUCAGCCCGUCAGAGGCAAAGAGUGGUAUAUCUUGGUCGCAGCACAAGAGUGGAAUACAUUCAUGAAUGCCGCUUACCAGUCUAUUGGCUGGGCUAUGACUAUGAUGCAAGGGGUUGCACCUUCACUGGUUCACGAUUUCUACCCAGACUUACCAGAUACCUGGGCAAUCAUCAAGGCCAUUUUGACCUUCGCAUCAGCUUUGGCCAAAGUCAUCCCUACAGAGGGGCUUCUUACUUACCCGAAAUGGUGUUAUCAGUUGGUGCAAGGAGAAUUUGGUCUGUAUGCUGGGGUCUCUAACCUCAUGGAUGAUAUAAUUAUGAAGAACCCCGUGAAUCAACACGACAAGUGGACCGCAUUUUCUUAUGCUUUAUCUAAGAGUCAAGACCGGGCUCAGAUGGCAAUUGCCAACCUUUCUCAAUCUAUAAUUGAAGCUGGAAUUAGCACUGAAAACGGGAUAUACGGCGUUUUGAAAGACGGUAAUUUCCUGAUGGGACGUUCCAAGACUCAUAAAAAAACGCACGAAAAAUUGGACAAUAUUGCUGGUGACAAGGAAUCCGAAUUGAAGGUUGCAGUUCAGUUACACCUUUUGGCAGCGAUUUGGGAGCAACAGAACUACUUUAUCACCCGAGGAAGUGAUCCAUGUACCGGAUCUGGUCCCAAUGGUGCAUGGGGAGGAGAUAAGGUGCUUUCUUAUUGUGGACCGGACAACGUAAUGAUGAACAUCAUACAAGCCAAAGGAAAACAUGCCAUAAAUAAAGUUCAUAAUGCCAAAUUGGUAACAGUAAAGUACAACUUUAGCGUAAAAUCCUUGACCGAAGCUGCAUGGAAUUGCCAGAAACAGAGCGGUAAAUUUGAAUUUGACGUUUGGAAUUCAACUGAUCCGGUAAAAUUUGACGAUCAGUGCAGUUUUAACUUGCCUGUAUGCGAUCUAACACGGCCUGAUAUUAGAGAAUAUCGAGACAGCGGCGCAGGUACGGUUGCAGCUUGUAGAAUCAUCGGCGGAUUACCCAUCUAG
Molecule: messenger RNA, 1464 nt
Organism: Puccinia graminis f. sp. tritici CRL 75-36-700-3
Lineage: Eukaryota; Fungi; Basidiomycota; Pucciniomycetes; Pucciniales; Pucciniaceae
Exons: 11
Coding region: 1-1464 (487 amino acids)
Source: RefSeq, a predicted model, not a curated record